UUGAUCACAUUUUGAUCACAUUUUUUUGUCAAUUAACUUAAAUUGUUUUCUUAAUGUAAUCGAAUGUUUUUCUCUGUUUUAAUUGUGUAAAAUUAAUCUUUGUAGUCUGAGAGUUUUUAGUUGGUUAUGUCCACGAACGUGAAAAGUUCAACUGAUCCAAAAAAGGAAAAGGAUGAACCAAAAACAGAAACAAAAUGUGAACAAAAUAAAAGUCAAUCAGCUGAUGAAUAUAACAAUGUGGAUCCAGUUACUGAUGAGCAUUUGAAAUUAUUUCCAGAACGUCGAGGUGGUGAUAUUAGACAUACGAGCUUUUUAAAAGACUUACGACAAGAGCGAGACCAAUGUGAAUUCAGAACAUUAAGUGUCCUCAAGAAUUAUCCUUUGGUUAAGCUUUUAGAAAGAGCCAUGAAAGCUCAUGGAUGUGAGCUUGAUUAUCGGCGGCAUUUCAGUUGUGAGCCUUGUAAUGGGAAAACGACCGGUGGUUAUGAUGUUUACUAUAAUCAGAUUGUUGUUUGUUCCAAUAAAUAUAUGAACAAAGGUCAAUUUAUGGGAACCAUAGGUCACGAAAUGAUCCAUAUGUUUGAUGCCUGUCGAGCAAAAUUAGAUUUCAAUAAUCCAGAACAUGUCGCUUGUACCGAAAUUAGAGCGGCUAAUUUGAUGCACUGUUCAAUUCCUGGAUCAAUCUACAAGGGAACUACACCAAUUUAUCGUUGGGCUGACACACAAAAGGAAUGUGUUCGAGAGAAAGCAUUUCUUUCCUUGAUAUCUUCGCUUCCAGAUUUGGACCAUUCGAAAGCCUAUGCAAUUGUUGAUAAAGUUUUCGACAAAUGUUACAAUGACAUGGAACCUUUUGGUCGACAUAUCCAAAGCUUCAAAGACUCACUUUAUGCCUACCGAGAGCGAUAUCUCUAUGGAUACCCAUGAAUAUCGACUAGUUGUUAAAUUUUUAAAUAAGAAAUCGGAUCAUCUAUCAAAAACCUUCAACCCAUUGGUGUAAAUAGACUUGUCACUGUAUUUAGAGAACGAUAGUUGAAUCAAUACAAGUUGAAACGAUAUUGGUACUGGACGAAAAGUUCACUCUAACCAAAAGCACUUGUAUAAAUAACGAAAAAGCGGUUGAUGCAAUAUAUAAAAAUCGGAGCAAAAGAAAAACGAUUUUCUUUUUUAUUUGUGCUCGAUUUUUCUGCUUUAUUAGAUUAAAGCGAAUAAAUUGGUUGACAAUUCAA
Molecule: messenger RNA, 1226 nt
Organism: Panonychus citri (citrus red mite)
Lineage: Eukaryota; Metazoa; Arthropoda; Arachnida; Trombidiformes; Tetranychidae
Product: mitochondrial inner membrane protease ATP23 homolog
Exons: 5
Coding region: 127-924 (265 amino acids)
Biological process (GO): mitochondrial protein processing; mitochondrial proton-transporting ATP synthase complex assembly
Cellular component (GO): extrinsic component of mitochondrial inner membrane
Molecular function (GO): metalloendopeptidase activity
Source: RefSeq, a predicted model, not a curated record